Molecule: messenger RNA, 2490 nt
Organism: Fragaria vesca subsp. vesca
Lineage: Eukaryota; Viridiplantae; Streptophyta; Magnoliopsida; Rosales; Rosaceae
Product: G-type lectin S-receptor-like serine/threonine-protein kinase RLK1-like
Exons: 1
Coding region: 1-2403 (800 amino acids)
Biological process (GO): protein phosphorylation
Molecular function (GO): ATP binding; protein serine/threonine kinase activity
Source: RefSeq, a predicted model, not a curated record
AUGGCCUUCUCUUUUCUCCACUUACUUUGCCUUUACCUGAUAGUCCAGCUCUUUUGUGUGGCUGCUGCUCGAAAUGGCUUGGGGUCCUCCCUCACUGCAUCAGACAACACUCUAUCGUGGCAAUCGCCCUCCGGGGAGUUUGCGUUUGGAUUUCGCCGCGUUGGUGAUCAGGACCUCUUCUUGCUUGCCAUAUGGUAUGACAAGAUUCCAGAGAAGACUCUUGUUUGGUAUGCAAAUGGAGACAAUCCGGCACCAAAAGGAUCCAAAGUGGAGCUCACAAAGGAUGGUGAGUUCAAGCUCACCGGCCCUCGGGAAGAAGAAAUAUGGCCGCAGCCUGUUAUUAGAGGAGUUGCUUAUGCUGCCAUGCUUGACUCAGGUAACUUUGUUCUUGCUAACCAGAAUUCGGCUCCUUUAUGGCAGAGCUUCGAAGACCAAAGAGACACCAUUCUACCAACACAAGUGUUGGAAAUCGGAGACAAGCUAACUGCUAGGCAGACUGCAAGCAACUACUCAAAGGGCAAGUUUCAACUCCAAUUUAAACAAUCCGGUACGCUUGAGCUGUAUACCCUGGCAUUGCCUACAGACUACCCAUAUCCACCAUACUUCAGAAGCGAAACAUCUGAUGCAGCUGAUGAAUUCAACUCCGGUCUCCGGCUAGCCUUCAAUGAGUCGGGUCAAAUCAGCGUUGUUCUGAGGAAUGGAAACAAAGUGUCCUUCUCAAAUAGAACAGUAACCCCAUCAAGAGAUUACUAUUACAGAGCAACACUGGAUUGGGAUGGCCUUUUUACCCAAUAUGCUCAUCCAAAGUCCCCAAAAAAUGGGAGUUGGGAACCCUGGCUUAUUAUGUGGUCUAUACCAGGAAACAUUUGCUUCUCUUCAUCAGCUGGAGAUUUGGGCGGCGGGCCAUGUGGAUAUAACAGUUUAUGCAGACUUGACCCAAACACAAGGCCAAUUUGUGAAUGCCUUCCUGGCUUUUCUGCUACAGAUCAAAAUUAUAAGAUGUGGGGCUGCAAGCAAGAUAGAAUGCAAAGUUGUCAUCAACUAGGUGAUUCAAAGCCACAAGAUGUAUAUGUGAUGCAGGAGCUAGCAAAUACUUUCGGUCCCACUUCUGCAAACUAUGAAGUAUUGCAGCCAUUCAGUGAAUACGAGUGUAGCAGAUCUUGCCUCGAUGAUUGUAACUGUGUUGUGGCUGUUAUAUUCCAAGGGGGCUGCUUGAAGAAGAAGCUGCCCCUCUCGAAUGUAAGGCAAGACUGGAGUCUAGUCGGCAAGGCUCUCAUCAAAUUACCAAAAUCUGGUGCUUUUGAGCAACCUCAAUCAAACACAGGAAACAAAGAUCAGAAAACUCUCGUCUUAGUAGGAGCACUCCUUCUAGGUAGCUCUGUGUUUCUCAACUUCCUAUUUGUUGCAGCAAUUGCGUUGCUUCUUUUCUGCACAUACCACAAAUCACAUAGGGUUACUCCUAGCACAUCCAGUAUUAUGGAAGCAAAUCUACGCGCUUUUACGUACAAAGAGCUCGAGGAUGCCACAGAUGGUUUCAGAGAAGAACUAGGAAGAGGGGCUUUUGGCACUGUGUACAAGGGAGUCGUAUCAUCUCUAAGCUCAACAAACUACGUGGCAAUCAAGAAGUUGGACAAGGUAGAACAACAAGGUGAAAAGGAAUUCAAAACAGAAGCGAGUGCAAUAGCCAAGACCCAUCACAAAAAUCUCGUCAGAUUGCUUGGCUUGUGUGAUGAAGGGGCAAAUAAACUCCUAGUUUAUGAGUAUAUGAGCAACGGAACACUGGCCAGCUUUCUGUUUGGGAUUUCAAGGCCUGACUGGAACAAACGAAUCCAAAUUGCAGUUGGUAUUGCUAGAGGGCUAAUGUACUUGCACGAUGAGUGUAGCACUCAGAUCAUCCACUGCGAUAUCAAACCCCCCAACAUACUUCUCGAUGAUUCAUUUACAGCAAGGAUUUCGGACUUCGGAUUGGCCAAGCUUCUGCUAACUGAUCAAACUCUGACUCAUACAGUCAUUAGAGGAACCAGAGGGUAUGUUGCACCAGAAUGGUUCAGAAAUACUCCAGUCACUGCAAAGGUUGAUGUUUACAGUUAUGGGGUGAUGCUGUUGGAGAUUAUCUGUUGCAGGAGGAGCCUCGAAAUAGAAAGGGAAAAUGAAGAACAAGUGAUACUAACUGACUGGGUCUACGAUUGCUACAAGCAAAGGAGAUUAAACGAGUUGAUCGAGGAUGAUGAGGAGGCCAGAAAUGACAUGAAAAGGGUGGAAAGGCUAGUAAUGGUGGCAAUUUGGUGCAUACAAGAGGAUCCAUCUUUGAGACCCCCCAUGAAGAAGGUUACACAAAUGCUCGAAGGAGUGGUUGAUGUAUCUGUACCUCCAAGUCCUUCUCAUUUUAGUUCAAUAUGCUGAAACUUGCUGUAUCCAUGCGUUCAUUAAUUGUCGUUGCUUCACUUCUGAAGUCUGUUCAAGUUUUGUAACAAAAUAAAGUGUAUAAGU